CCGGCCGUCCUUCUUCCCCGCUCGUCCUCACAAUCACGGGUCUUUGACAUGGGUGUCGUCUCCAGUUGCUGCGAGUCUUGCUUCCACUCCCGGAGGUCAACAUACGAACCGUUGUUGUUGGAGAACGAGCGGGAGGCUGUGGCAGACCUCCUCCAGUACUUGGAGAACCGCACAACAACCGACUUCUUCCGGGAUUCGCCUCUUGCAGCGUUGACCACACUCUCAUUCUCCGACAAUGUCGAUCUUCAACGAAGUGCUGCGCUCGCAUUUGCCGAAAUCACCGAGAAGGAGGUUCGCCCAGUCGGCCGGGACACGCUCGACCCUAUCCUCUUCCUCCUCAGCAGCCAUGACACCGAAGUGCAGCGGGCUGCAAGUGCGGCUCUUGGAAACCUUGCUGUAAAUACCGACAACAAGCUUCUCAUCGUGAAACUCGGUGGUCUCGAGCCCCUCAUUAGGCAGAUGCUUAGCCCCAAUGUGGAGGUGCAAUGCAACGCCGUCGGUUGUGUCACCAAUCUUGCCACGCAUGAUGACAACAAGACCAAAAUCGCGAAGUCCGGUGCUCUCGUUCCCCUCACCAGGUUGGCACGUUCCAAGGACAUGCGCGUACAACGCAACGCGACUGGCGCACUUCUCAACAUGACCCAUUCCGAUGAGAACCGGCAACAGCUCGUCAAUGCGGGUGCUAUUCCUGUCCUUGUCAGCUUGCUCAACUCCCCUGACACGGACGUGCAAUAUUAUUGCACUACUGCGCUCAGCAAUAUUGCCGUAGAUGCUCACAACCGGAAGAAGCUCGCACAGACCGAGCCGAAGCUGGUCUCGAGCCUCGUGCAGCUCAUGGACAGUCCUAGCUUGAAGGUGCAGUGUCAGGCUGCCCUUGCCUUGCGCAACCUCGCCAGCGACGAGAAGUACCAGCUUGAGAUCGUCAAAGCUGAUGGUCUCACUUCUCUGCUUCGCCUGCUUCAGUCUACGUAUCUGCCACUCAUCCUCUCUGCUGCUGCCUGUGUCCGGAACGUGUCGAUUCACCCGCAGAACGAAUCGCCGAUCAUCGAAUCGGGCUUCUUGCAGCCGCUCAUUAACCUCCUCUCGUUCAAAGACAACGAGGAGGUGCAGUGCCAUGCCAUUUCGACGCUGCGGAACCUCGCUGCGAGCUCAGAGAAGAACAAACAGGCCAUCGUCAAGGCGGGUGCUGUCCAGAGUAUCAAGGAGCUCGUGCUGGAGGUUCCGAUGAACGUACAGAGCGAGAUGACGGCAUGCAUCGCGGUUUUGGCUUUGAGCGAUGAGCUGAAGGGGCAGUUGCUUGAGAUGGGCAUCUGCGAGGUCUUGAUUCCUCUCACGAACUCCGCUAGCUCCGAAGUCCAGGGUAACAGUGCCGCGGCUCUCGGUAACCUGUCUUCGAAGGACGGACGUACGACCUCAGAUGAUUACUCCGCCUUCAACGAUGUCUGGGACAAACCCGACGGCGGCAUGCAUAGAUACCUGUACCGUUUCCUUACUAGCGCCGAUGCCACCUUCCAGCAUAUCGCUGUGUGGACAAUUGUACAGCUUCUUGAAUCCGGAGACCCGCAACUCAUCAGUAACAUCCGCAGUUCUUCCUUGCUCAUCCCUAACAUCCGUUCCCUCGCUGAGACCCGCACCUCAACCCCGACAUCAUCGAUUGGCGGCACCCCUCACUCCCAUCACUCACAGGCCCAUUCAUAUCAGGAUACCGAGACAGGUAACGGCCAUGGCGAGAUCCAGAUGCUUGCCCGUCGGAUCCUCGACUUCACCGACAGCGAGGGCGUCAUAACACCGAGCGCGCUCGCGUCGCAGAUCCAGGCGGGCUCGUUCUCGCAGCGAGACGAGAGCGUCAGCGGGCGUGAUCACGAGGAGCUUCGCAAGAGCGUACGGGACGCGUUUGCAAGCGGUUCGUCCGGCCACUGAUAGAGACGAGUCUGUGGGCGACUUGAGAUAGCGCCCGCCUGGCUGCACUGGGGCUACGACUGUAGGGUCUAGAGCGCACCUGGUAGCGGGCCACGGACGGUCUAGGACUUUCGACAAUCUUCUCCGCCGUGCUUGGGACUGUGGUAGGCCAAGCGCACGGGGUGCUACCCUUGUUUUAUCGUGUGGUUUCUCGGUGUACAUGUUUUGCCAGGCUUCGCUCUCGUCUGUACCGCAUUUUUAUUACCUCUGGUUCCUCACCUCUCUUGCCCGACCGCAACGCCCCGCUUCUUGCUUUGCCUGUCUACUUCGUGUUGUGUUCACACUCGCCGCGUUCGCGCCUUCCCCUCCGCUCUUCUCUUCGUGCAUAUUUGUAGGACGAGGUAUAAUCGACGCGAUGUACAUAUAUAUGCCGCCCUCCAUCCGCUGCUUGUCGCCAUUCUCCCACAUAUGUCGAGUAGUAGUAGUAACGUCUAUGGCUAGUAGAUGUCCCUGCAAUGCAAUCCGCAUCACCCCAUCAAAGCCAAAGCAACUUCGAUGGAGAGACACCGCCAACGCGAGAUUACAGUAGUAUGUAAUGCUUGGGAGAUGAGCCGGCCGCGGGCGUACCGAGGAUACACGCGUCGCGGCGCGUAGCAGCUGCGGCAUGCACGAUCAGGCGUGGAACGAGAAAAGAGGGGACGGAGGCCGCGCAAAUCAGCAGUGCUCGCGUCAAGUCCCCAUCUCGAGCUUGCCGGCAGUGUGAACGAUGCGAUGCGAGGAGGAGCGUGCACGACCGCGCGACGAGCGGAGACAUCUACUUCCGAGCCCUGUACUUAUCUCAACGACUGGGCUGCGGGUGUGCUGCGGGCUGCGAGUCCUGCUGCGGCGCACACUGCGCGCUCCGCUGGCUAUUUCCGACGCCGAGGUGGGCGACGCCACCACGGUCAUCGAGUCGCUAGACGCGUAGGGUCGACUGUCGCCACAGCAUUAAUUGGCAUAUCCUCGUUCCCAGGAUUCGCUGUCACCAGCUGCAGACGUACAGUAAGCAGCGCCUUGCGCGUGGGGCAUCGACACGCGUUGACGGAGGACUGCUCCAUCGAGUAUGAUCGGGCCACCGGCGACUUCAGCACUGGACUCUCAUAUACCUUCGGUGAGAGGCUCGCAAUGACGACGCUGCCUUCCAUGAUCCGUGCCUUGCUUCCGUGUGCUGAAGGAGGACUCGUUCGGUGGUCGGCCGUCCCAUCCGUUCAUAGACGGUUCAUAGAUGCGUUCAUUUGGUCGGCGGCCUGGCCAGAAGGUGGGCGUGCUAUUGUUGGACGGCGGGCAUUGGGUGGAGAUCGCCCAGGGGGAAACAGGGUGGGGUUCUUGGAACCGAGAGCAGCGUGCUUGGGCACGCUAAGAUGCCGCCCCGACAAAUCGAAGCAUCCGGAUGUGCGUCUGCAGAAAGGGCUAUCCAGCUAUCUAGCAACGCCUGAGACAGGCCGAGGACACGUUUGGCGGCGAUGCGAGCAGAGACGGGUGUGCGGAUGCGUCGGAGACGGGUGCAGGCAAGCAGGAACGCGGGCGGAGGGCUGUCGUAGGCGGUAUUCGAGGUGCGGACCGGAGCGCUGCAGGCAUCCCUGGAUAGAGCGUGUAUUAUCGGCGCGCAGCUAUGUCUUCUCCACCGACGCAAAGGUUCUCCAUCGCUCCCCCGCCCACUACUACUCCUCUGUACAUAUACCCCCUUCAUCGGUCUCUUCCCCUUUUCCAGCUCCUUCACGAAUUUUCUCUAUCACGACCACGACCCCAUCGGCCCACGCGACCCCGGCUGCGCCUCGGUUGAAUAAGACUCCUGCAGGCUGCAGACCCUAGACUCUUCUCUUCCUCCCCCCUCCA
Dichomitus squalens LYAD-421 SS1 is the source of this 3774-nucleotide messenger RNA. RefSeq names its product vacuolar protein 8. Lineage: Eukaryota; Fungi; Basidiomycota; Agaricomycetes; Polyporales; Polyporaceae. Gene Ontology annotation, cellular component: fungal-type vacuole membrane. Gene Ontology annotation, biological process: nucleus-vacuole junction assembly; vacuole inheritance. Gene Ontology annotation, molecular function: protein-membrane adaptor activity; protein binding. The record is from RefSeq and is a predicted model, not a curated record. The transcript has 11 exons. Bases 49 to 1920 code for a protein of 623 amino acids.